UUAUGCAGUGCUUUGGUUUGCGGAGGAGAUUCUUAAAGAGAGUUGAGAGAAUUGAAUUGUGGUGAUUGGUAGAGUGAAUUGUAAGAAUGGCGCCAGUGUCGGCUCUUGCAAAGUACAAGUUGGUGUUCUUGGGGGAUCAAUCCGUCGGCAAAACCAGCAUCAUCACUCGCUUCAUGUACGACAAAUUCGACAACACUUAUCAGGCUACGAUCGGUAUUGAUUUUUUAUCAAAAACUAUGUAUCUUGAAGAUCGAACUGUCCGACUGCAGUUGUGGGAUACUGCUGGACAGGAAAGAUUUAGAAGUCUAAUUCCAAGCUACAUUAGGGAUUCCUCUGUUGCUGUCAUCGUGUAUGAUGUUGCAAGUCGUCAGACUUUCCUCAACACAUCAAAGUGGAUUGAAGAGGUACGCAGUGAAAGAGGCAGUGAUGUUAUUGUCGUUCUUGUUGGGAACAAAACUGACCUUGUGGAUAAAAGGCAAGUCUCCACAGAGGAAGGGGAAGCAAAGGCCCGGGAGCUAAAUGUUAUGUUUAUUGAAGCUAGUGCAAAAGCUGGAUUUAAUAUAAAGGCCCUCUUUAGAAAAAUUGCUGCGGCAUUACCUGGGAUGGAAACACUAUCUACCACAAAACAAGAAGAUAUGGUCGAUGUGAACCUAAGGUCUUCUGCUAACCCAGACUCUCAACCUCAGUCUGGAUGUUCUUGCUGACUAUACCUCGUCUUGAAGUUUUGUAUCUUUCUGCUUCGUGCUAUUUAUUUCGGAAUGUAUUUGCCUCAGAUCUGUAAAGAUUCAUUAGUCUUUUAGACUUUAACAGCAUUAUGUGAGAAAAGUUACGUAAAACAAGUCGAGAGGUAGCCGUGAAAGAACAAAUAUAAUACAGCUUGUUCGUUAGUUUGUUGUUCAUUUUUGUUUUGGUU
Abrus precatorius (Indian licorice) is the source of this 913-nucleotide messenger RNA. RefSeq names its product ras-related protein RABH1b-like. NCBI's taxonomy places the organism in Eukaryota, Viridiplantae, Streptophyta, Magnoliopsida, Fabales, Fabaceae. Gene Ontology annotation, molecular function: GTPase activity; GTP binding. The coding region runs from base 87 to 704 and encodes 205 amino acids. The record is from RefSeq and is a predicted model, not a curated record. The transcript has 6 exons.